GAGCUCUUUUCUAUUCGAGUGUUUGUUCGAUUCGGACGCCAUUUGUACGGAAUGGGUAAACCACGUGGAAUUCGCACUGCUCGGAAACAUAUACGGCACCGUCGGGACCAACGAUGGGCUGACAAGGAUUACAAGAAGGCCCAUUUGGGAACUCGUUGGAAGUCAAACCCCUUUGCUGGAGCAUCGCAUGCCAAAGGAAUCGUGCUGGAAAAGGUCGGCGUUGAAGCAAAACAGCCAAACUCCGCUAUCCGUAAGUGCGUUCGUGUCCAGCUAAUCAAGAACGGUAAAAAGAUUACUGCUUUCGUACCACGGGAUGGCUGUCUUAAUUAUAUUGAGGAAAACGACGAAGUGUUGGUUGCCGGUUUCGGUCGAAAGGGUCAUGCCGUCGGAGAUAUUCCCGGAGUUCGCUUCAAAGUAGUAAAAGUGGCCAACGUUUCACUUCUCGCACUGUAUAAGGAAAAAAAAGAGCGGCCUCGGUCGUAAGAUGGAUUUUUUAGCAGAAAUUCAGAUACUAAAAGCUAAACUGUUAACGUGAUGGAGCGGAUGAAAACCUGAAUACAAACUUCCAUGGAUUGGGUGUUUUAUUCCAAA
Malaya genurostris is the source of this 591-nucleotide messenger RNA. It is a transcript of the gene RpS23, whose product is annotated as small ribosomal subunit protein uS12. Gene Ontology annotation, biological process: translation. The transcript has a single exon. Gene Ontology annotation, molecular function: structural constituent of ribosome. NCBI's taxonomy places the organism in Eukaryota, Metazoa, Arthropoda, Insecta, Diptera, Culicidae. The record is from RefSeq and is a predicted model, not a curated record. Gene Ontology annotation, cellular component: cytosolic small ribosomal subunit; ribosome. Bases 52 to 483 code for a protein of 143 amino acids.